AUGCAAAAGGCAUUGCAUAUUAAGGGUAUUCCUGAGGUUUCCAGACCCCUGCACAAUCUGGUUAAGAAGGAUACACCUUGGAGAUGGGACACUAGGGAGCAAGAAGCCUUCAAAGGCUUGAAGGAAGCCAUCACCAACACCCUGGUACUCUGCCACGCCAACCCAACCAAACCCUACUUCCUAGAGACAGACACCUCCAGCACAGCCCUGGGUUCCAUACUUAGCCAAUGUCAGGAGGACGGUUGCUUACAUCCCCUGGGAUUCUUGUUGGAAUCAUUCAAGGGUGCCAAACAGAAUUACAACACCCACAACAAAGAACUCCUGGCAAUUAUCCAUUCAUUUGAGUAUUGGCAAAUCUUCCUGGAAGGGACCCUACACCCCAUCACCAUGUUCACCAAUCACAGGAACCUAGAGUACUGGAAGGAGUCUAGAACGUUUAACCGUUGCCACACACAAUGGCACCUCCUACUAGCUGGAUACAACUUCCAAAUUGUCUACUGCCCUGGUAAACAAUCUGGUAAACCGGAUGCCCUAUCCUGCUGA
Rhizoctonia solani is the source of this 543-nucleotide messenger RNA. Its product is annotated as Retrotransposable element Tf2 protein. The transcript is spliced from 2 exons. The coding region runs from base 1 to 543 and encodes 180 amino acids. The record is from RefSeq and is a predicted model, not a curated record. Lineage: Eukaryota; Fungi; Basidiomycota; Agaricomycetes; Cantharellales; Ceratobasidiaceae.